Molecule: messenger RNA, 558 nt
Organism: Colletotrichum acutatum
Lineage: Eukaryota; Fungi; Ascomycota; Sordariomycetes; Glomerellales; Glomerellaceae
Product: Erv1/Alr family protein
Exons: 2
Coding region: 1-558 (185 amino acids)
Cellular component (GO): mitochondrion
Molecular function (GO): flavin adenine dinucleotide binding; flavin-dependent sulfhydryl oxidase activity
Source: RefSeq, a predicted model, not a curated record
AUGGCCGACGCCGAGCAAGACCCUCAAUUAAGCAACGCCACAGGCCCCGCGGCGACGGCGGCAGCUGAGCAGCCCAAGCCUUUACCAAAGGGAAUGGUCUUGGGCCCAGAUGGCAAACCAUGUCGGUCUUGCUCAUCCAAGAGCGCUUUUUCGAGCUGGGCUUCUCAGAUGAAUGGCUCGGUCAAGAAAGCAACUCCGGUGGCCUCGGCACCUACCGACGACUGCCCCCCGGAUGUCGAGGCACUCGGACGAGGCACUUGGCAACUGCUACACUCGAUCGCCGCGACGUACCCCGAAAAGCCCUCUCCUAGCCAAAAAGACGACCUCCGAGGUUUCAUGAGACUAUUUUCCAAGCUUUACCCUUGCUGGGUGUGUGCCGAGGACUUCCAAUCGUACAUACAAAAGGAACAGAUUCGAGUGGAGGGGCGGAGCGAGUUUGGGAACUGGCUGUGCGAGGCGCACAACGAGGUCAAUCGGAAGCUAGGCAAAAAGGAGUUUGACUGCAGCAAAUGGGAAGAGCGAUGGCGGACGGGUUGGAAAGACGGCCGUUGCGAUUGA